Messenger RNA from Cavia porcellus (domestic guinea pig), 5784 nucleotides. It is a transcript of the gene Adcy2, whose product is annotated as adenylate cyclase 2. Gene Ontology annotation, biological process: cAMP biosynthetic process; adenylate cyclase-inhibiting G protein-coupled receptor signaling pathway; adenylate cyclase-activating G protein-coupled receptor signaling pathway. Gene Ontology annotation, cellular component: plasma membrane. The transcript is spliced from 26 exons. The record is from RefSeq and is a predicted model, not a curated record. NCBI's taxonomy places the organism in Eukaryota, Metazoa, Chordata, Mammalia, Rodentia, Caviidae. Bases 16 to 3303 code for a protein of 1095 amino acids. Gene Ontology annotation, molecular function: adenylate cyclase activity.
GAGCCGAGCCGCCCGAUGUGGCAGGAGGCGAUGCGGCGGCGCCCGUACCUGCGGGACCGCGCCGAGGCGGCGGCGGCGGCGGCGGCGGGCGGCGGCGACGGGCUGCAGCGGUCCCGGGACUGGCUGUACGAGUCCUACUACUGCAUGAGCCAGCAGCACCCGCUCAUCGUCUUCCUGCUGCUCAUCGUCAUGGGCGCCUGCCUCGCCCUGCUCGCCGUCUUCUUCGCGCUCGGGCUGGAAGUUGAAGACCAUGUGGCAUUUUUAAUCACAGUGCCCACUGCCCUGGCCAUCUUCUUUGCGAUAUUCAUCCUCGUUUGCAUUGAGUCUGUGUUUAAGAAGCUGCUCCGCGUGUUCUCCUUGGUGAUAUGGAUAUGUCUCGUCGCCAUGGGAUACUUGUUCAUGUGCUUUGGAGGCACCGUCUCUCCCUGGGACCAGGUGUCCUUCUUCCUCUUCAUCAUCUUCGUGGUGUACACCAUGCUGCCCUUCAACAUGAGGGAUGCCAUCAUCGCCAGCGUCCUCACCUCCUCCUCCCACACCAUUGUGCUGAGCGUCUGCCUGUCUGCAACCCCGGGGGCCAAGGAACACCUGGUCUGGCAGAUCCUGGCCAAUGUGAUCAUUUUCAUCUGCGGGAAUCUGGCAGGGGCCUACCACAAGCACCUCAUGGAACUGGCUCUGCAGCAGACCUAUCAGGACACAUGCAACUGCAUCAAGUCCCGGAUCAAGCUGGAGUUUGAAAAGCGUCAGCAGGAGCGGCUUCUGCUGUCUCUGCUGCCAGCCCACAUAGCCAUGGAAAUGAAGGCUGAGAUCAUCCAGAGGCUGCAGGGCCCCAAGGCGGGCCAAAUGGAAAACACAAACAACUUUCACAACCUCUAUGUCAAGCGGCACACCAACGUGAGCAUCUUAUACGCCGACAUCGUGGGGUUCACUCGGCUGGCGAGCGACUGUUCCCCGGGGGAGCUGGUGCACAUGCUGAAUGAGCUCUUUGGGAAGUUCGAUCAGAUUGCCAAGGAGAAUGAAUGCAUGAGAAUCAAAAUUUUGGGAGACUGCUAUUACUGUGUUUCCGGACUCCCUAUAUCUCUUCCUAACCAUGCCAAGAACUGUGUGAAAAUGGGAUUGGAUAUGUGUGAAGCCAUAAAGAAAGUGAGGGACGCUACCGGGGUUGACAUCAACAUGCGCGUGGGAGUGCAUUCUGGGAACGUGCUGUGCGGCGUGAUCGGUCUGCAGAAAUGGCAGUAUGACGUGUGGUCCCACGAUGUUACCUUGGCCAAUCACAUGGAAGCUGGCGGAGUCCCUGGGCGUGUUCACAUCUCCUCAGUCACCUUGGAGCAUCUGAAUGGAGCUUACAAAGUAGAGGAGGGAGAUGGUGACAUUAGGGACCCAUAUUUAAAACAACACCUGGUGAAAACCUACUUCGUCAUCAACCCAAAGGGGGAGCGACGGAGUCCCCAGCAUCUCUUCAGACCUCGACACACCCUGGAUGGAGCCAAGAUGAGGGCCUCCGUCCGCAUGACGCGGUACCUGGAGUCCUGGGGGGCAGCCAAGCCUUUCGCACAUCUACAUCACAGAGACAGCAUGACCACUGAGAAUGGCAAGAUCAGCACCACGGAUGUACCCAUGGGUCAACACAACUUUCAAAAUCGCACCUUAAGAACCAAGUCACAAAAGAAAAGAUUUGAAGAAGAACUGAAUGAGAGGAUGAUUCGAGCCAUUGAUGGUAUCAAUGCACAAAAGCAAUGGCUCAAGUCUGAAGACAUUCAAAGAAUCUCGCUGCUUUUUUAUAACAAAAUUCUAGAAAAAGAAUACCGAGCCACCGCACUGCCAGCGUUCAAGUACUACGUGACUUGUGCCUGCCUCAUCUUCCUCUGCAUCUUCAUCGUGCAGAUUCUCGUGUUGCCGAAAACGUCCAUCCUCGGCAUUUCCUUUGGAGCUGCGUUCCUCUCGCUGGCCUUCAUCCUUUUCGUCUGCUUUGCUGGACAGCUUUUGCAAUGCAGCAAAAAAGCCUCCGCCUCUCUCAUGUGGCUCUUGAAGUCCUCAGGCAUCAUCGCGAACCGCCCCUGGCCACGGAUCUCCCUCACCAUCGUCACCACAGCCAUCAUCCUGACCAUGGCCGUAUUCAACAUGUUUUUCUUGAGUGACUCCGAUGAGACAAUCCUUCUGACUGCCAAUACAUCGAACUCAAAUGCUUCUGCCUCACCCAACCAGGCAGCGAUUCUGCGUGCACAAAAUUUGUUUUUCCUCCCGUACUUCAUAUACAGCUGUAUCCUGGGGCUGAUCUCCUGCUCCGUGUUCCUGCGGGUGAAUUACGAGCUGAAAAUGCUGAUCAUGAUGGUGGCCCUGGUGAGCUACAAUACCAUCCUGCUGCACACCCACGCCCACGUCCUGGACGACUACAGCCAGGUGCUGUUCGAAAGGCCAGGCAUUUGGAAAGACCUGAAGACCAUGGGCUCCGUGUCUCUCUCCAUAUUCUUCAUCACCCUGCUUGUCCUGGGUAGACAGAAUGAAUAUUACUGUAGGUUAGACUUCUUGUGGAAGAACAAGUUCAAAAAAGAGCGGGAGGAGAUAGAAACCAUGGAGAACCUGAAUCGCGUGCUGCUGGAGAAUGUGCUUCCGGCGCAUGUGGCCGAGCACUUCCUGGCCAGGAGCCUGAAGAACGAGGAGUUAUACCACCAAUCUUACGACUGCGUCUGUGUCAUGUUUGCCUCCAUUCCGGAUUUCAAAGAAUUCUACACAGAGUCAGAUGUGAAUAAGGAGGGCUUGGAAUGCCUCCGGCUCCUGAAUGAGAUCAUUGCUGACUUUGAUGACCUGCUGUCCAAACCAAAAUUCAGUGGCGUUGAAAAAAUCAAGACCAUCGGCAGCACGUACAUGGCAGCAACAGGUCUGAGCGCCGUGCCCAGCCAGGAGCAUGCCCAGGAGCCCGAGCGUCAGUACAUGCACAUAGGCACCAUGGUGGAGUUUGCCUUUGCCCUGGUGGCCAAGCUGGAUGCCAUCAACAAGCACUCCUUCAAUGACUUCAAGCUGCGAGUGGGCAUUAACCAUGGACCUGUGAUUGCUGGUGUCAUCGGCGCCCAGAAGCCGCAGUAUGACAUCUGGGGCAACACCGUCAAUGUGGCCAGCAGGAUGGACAGCACCGGAGUCCUGGACAAGAUACAGGUUACCGAGGAGACGAGCCUGGUCCUCCAGACGCUCGGAUACACGUGCACAUGUCGAGGCAUAAUCAACGUGAAAGGAAAGGGAGACCUGAAGACGUACUUUGUAAACACAGAAAUGUCACGCUCCCUUUCCCAGACCAACAUCGCCUCCUGAAGAGUAGUCCUGACUGUGGCAAGGACGCUGUACUUUUUGAAAGUGCCCGUAUUAUUUUAUUCUCCUUUCUUCUGCUGUGGUUCGCUCCAGAAUUAAAGCUUGUUCUCCAUCAUUCUCCCUCUUGGCACACUUGUUUCAGAAAGAGCCCUCCAGAAGCCCAUGUGGAAGGACCCUUGAGUCAAAGUUGUCGAUGCACAUAAUUAAAGGCACAGCUCUCUGGGCGGGGAGGAAAGGAUGUUUCGAAUGAUUUGGUUUGCAUUUUGGCAUCUUUUGAGAACAGUCUUGGGGAAAGAACAUUUUAACAGUAAAAAGAUUCUGUUCCUCUGUCCACUGCACUCCUGUCUACAAUAAUACUUCACUAGAACUAGCAGUAGGACUCCCUGAGAAUACUUCGGAAGCAGCUGUAAGUCCGGCAUCCUGACAGUUUGAGCUGACCCAGGGAAGCUGUUAGUCUGAGAAGGCUAAGAAGACAGCGAACUAGUGUGUAUGUUUUUUGUCAAGACAGGAAACCUGGAAGGAAUUGGUUUCUUAUAAAUCCAAUUUUAAGGUUUGGUGUUUUUCCUUUUCACAUGAAGAAAUUACACUUUACCAAAUGAUGAAAAAUAGAACAAUUGAUCAUUCAUAACCUAAUGUUUAAAAGCAAAACCGCAAGCAGCAGCCUGCUGGGCAGACUUGGCUUCUUUCUCAGCCCAGGGCAGGUGUGUGAGGGGCCGGAGGAUGCGCAGAUGUCCUGGACAGCAGUGCGCCAGUGAGAGCUCAGACAGGAAGCACAAGUCUCCCGUCCGGCGCACACGUGGUGCUUGCCAUGUGGCUGGAGCACAUCUCUUCGCCCCUCCGGCUGGUGGCUGGGCUUGCCCUGGCCAGCCUGUUCCCAGCAGCCACAAGGAAGCCGCACCAGGACAUUGACUCCCAUCUGGCCUCCAACACCCAAGUGGGAAUGCUGCAGGAUUUCAAUUUUCUGCCCAAUCAGAAGGCUUUUUGAUCCUGUAAUCAUGACUCAGCAUUGGCCUCAGUACUCCUCAAUCUCCAAAAAGGUGGUGGAAGCCGGGAAAUGUGGUAAGGGCAUUUCUGUCCCCUCUCACUCGGGCCUGGCCUGGAAUGCCCAAGGAUUUCAGGGCACUCACAGCAGCGUCAUUCAUGCUUGUGGUGGUGGUUGGUGUUGGCAGAAGCGCCUGGUGGCUUCGUCCUCCCUUGCAUCAAUAUAUCCCAGGUUGCCUGAGGCCAUCUGCUCUUGAGAAAAACCCACCACAGGGUGAUCACCAAGUUCUCUGAAGCACAGCUUCCUGGAGGCAGUGAACUUGGGUUUGUGGAAAGAAGGACCUGAAAGCAGUUGAUGCCCACCAUUGUGUGCCAGUCUGACCAGACAACACAGAGAACCUGGCAAAGCUCUGUGCACACCUGGGCCCGUGCAGGUACUCACCCUGCCAGCAGCCCGAGACCUCUGGGGACUGGUCACAUGUACCAAUGCUCAGUCCCCAUUUGACUUUCUGGCCUGGCACAUGUCUGUGCUUUGUGUACUGAGCUCCCUGGGCAGCCCUGAUGCUCUGUUCAGUUUGAGAUGCCUGCUCCUGACGUGGAGGGGACAGAGAAGCCCGACCCAUGUUCAGAGCAUGACAGCGGCUCCGUGUUCAAGGCAAGGUAGUGUGGAAAACAGAUCGUUCCCCAUGACAAACGGGAGUCCGCCCUGCCCUGGCUCCUGGACCUCUGGGCAACUGCAGGCAUCCCCGUGAGCAGCAAGUGCAGGUGGGAGGGCUCGCUGUGCCCUCUGCCAGCCUGGCCCCUGCCACCAGCCUCAAGGAGUCUCUCCCAGUGCACCCUUUACCUUUCAGCCUUCCUUCCUGAGCCCAGUUCUCUUAAAACUCCCCAGUUUUGAUGUGUCUGUCCAGAGAGCUAAGUCUUGUGAGUCCUCUCUUAAUCUUUCUCCAACUCACUGGGCUCAGCCUCACGGCAGCAACCAUUCCAGUUGUCUUUGCUCUACAUCCACCUACUGAUCAAGAAAUAUAACUGAACAAGGGUAGGCACCCAUUCAACAGAAACACGUUCCAUUAACAUGAGUGUCUUCUCUCUAGCCAGGAAUGCUGGUAUAAGCCUGCUGUUGCAGCUACUUGAAAGACUUGGGCAGGAUGAUCACUUUGAUCUCCAACGUCUGUGACCAGACUGGGAAACCCUUUCUCAAUUAAAGAAAAAGUUUUCUCUUUGAUAUAAGGUGGCCCUAGUGGGCAUGCAUUUAUUAACUUUAAUUUGGGAAUGCCAGGAUGCCAACAGAAAUACUUUUAAAUUUUUUACUGCCUCAGAAGUGUGAUAUCUUUUGAAACCCUGCCCAAAUUCACCCCUGCUUUUAAAAAAUAAGCAGAAGGUUAAGAGUGUUGGGUCUGACUUAAAAUAAAAUGAAAAUAAUUUAGUUUGAUAUAAAUUUAUUGAGGUCAACCUGAGAUACUUUUUUGUUGAAACUGAUACUGAAUAAAGAGUAAUUUAUACAAA